This is a messenger RNA of Phycodurus eques (leafy seadragon), 3173 nucleotides long. RefSeq names its product histamine N-methyltransferase-like. The record is from RefSeq and is a predicted model, not a curated record. NCBI's taxonomy places the organism in Eukaryota, Metazoa, Chordata, Actinopteri, Syngnathiformes, Syngnathidae.
AUGAGUCUUGUCUCAGACACUCGCGAGCUAGCUAGCGAACCACUUAGCAACAUCGACGUUGUCGCUGUUUUCCUCUGGACAUUAGCCUCGCAGCUAGCCAUUGACAACUUCAACAUUAGCAAGCUACGCGCCGACAAAUGGCGAUCUACCCUGAUGCGCACUCGACCAAAACACCGAACAUGGCGACAGAGACCAAGCGCACCGUGUAACCAGGGCAGCAAGAUCCAAAGUUUUCGCUUCUAUCUUCAACACUCGGGCGAGCACGCAGCCGUCCUCCACAUUCUCCAGCAGCACUUGCCAGUGGAGUUCCAAAGAAUUGCAGCAGAUAAAAGCAGUCUGGGGGUUCUCGGUGUGGGAAGUGGUGGAGGCGACCUAGAUGUCGAGAUGCUGUCGCUCCUGCAGUCCACUUUCCCCACUCUUCCCAUCACUGCCGACAUUGUUGAGGCAAGCACUGAAUUUCUUGCCAACUUCAAAGCAUUGGUAGCAAAGACUGAUAACCUUCAGAAGAUACCAUUUACUUGGCAUGUCAUGCUUAGUCAGGAGUACAGAAUGCAAGUCAAAGAUGUGAAGAAAUAUGACUUCAUUCACAUGAUUCAGAUGAUUUACUUCGUUGACGACCUGACAGAAACCAUCAAAUUCUACCACAGCCUUCUGAAUAAGAAUGGCAUGCUUAUGAUCAUUGUGGGAAAAGCCACCGAGGGUUGGGACAUUCUCCGGAGGACUUUCUCAAAGGAGCUGUGCUCUGAGGCCCUCCCCGUGUAUCGUUCAUCCAAAGAGGUCAUCGCCUCCGUGAAGACUCUGGGUCUGAAAUAUGAGGAGCAUUGCAUCCCCAACACCUUUGAGAUCACCGAGUGCUUUGAUCCAAACAGCGAGACCGGACAGCGUGUGCUUCGUUUCAUGACAUGCGCCGAUUUCACGUCGUUCACGCCACAAAUAAGAGCUGAUAUACUGAACCUUCUCGGGAGCAAGUGUAGCACUGAAAAGGAGGGCAAGAUACAUUUCAACAGUUGUUUGAGCUGUGUAUUUGUCCAUGCUUGAGCCCGUCUCCGGGAGAGAUAAGCAUCAUUAAUCAACUCACUUGGUGAGUAAACUGACCUGUUGUUCAGAACCCCAAUUAUAAUCCAUUUAAAUUGUUCAAUUCAAUCUGUUGAGCUAAACGCAACCAUAUUUGACACAAAAUUAGUACUACCAGAAAAGUUUAAAUUUUUGUGUGUGUAAUCGAAUUGCUCUGUGUCACAAAGCCAGUUAUUUUGGUGUAAAAUCAGCCAAUGUUCUCCAGGACAAUUGUGGCUUAGGUGCUCAUAUAAAGUGGGAACUUUUGCAGUGUGACUCAACCUAAAAUACUCAUUAUCAAAAGUAACUUGUACAAUUAUGCAGUGGCUAUAAAGUUUACACACCCGUGUUCAAAUGCCAGGUUUUUGUGAUAUAAAAAAAUUAAACCAAGAUAGAUUUUUAAACUUUCCAUGAUUAAUUUGAUCUAAAAGCUAUACAGCACAAGAUAGAUAGAUCUUAUAUAUAUAUAUAUAUAUAUAUAUAUAUAUAUAUAUAUAUUAUCAAGAGGGGAAGUAUAAAUAAACUGAUGUGGUAGCACAAGUGUGCACACCCUCUAAUAACUGGGAUGGGGGGGGCGGGGACACUAUUUGAUUUUAAACAAUUACACUAUUUGAACGUGUCAAGUGAUUUUUGAGUGGUUAAAAUGUGUAUUUCAAUCCAGGCAAAUAUGUCCCUUGAGCUGUAUCAAUGCAGACCUUUUUUUUGCAAAGUGGUGCAAAAUGUUCAUUUCAUUAAAGAUAUUCAUGAUGAUUGAUUAUUUGGUGUAUAUGCAUCAUUCAUCAGUGUAACUGGCAACAAAAUGUAACAAAAAAAAAUUACAUUCUCCAAUGUAUUGGAUAUAUCAGAUCCUUCCAGUUGGAUGGCAUUUAGUGCCAUUAUACAAGCACUCCAUCCAUCCAUUUUCCGAGCCGCUUCUCCUCACUAGGGUCGCGGGCGUGCUGGAGCAUAUCCCAGCUAUCAUCGGGCAGACAUAAGUGAAAUAAAAGCAAACCAUUUUGAAGCUGAGAGGCGAGGGAAAAUCGAUCAGAGCUAUUGCACAAACAUUGGGCAUAGCCAAUACAACAAUUUGGAAUGUCCUGAAAAAAAAAGAAAAGACUGGUGUACUGAGCAACAGACAUCAAACAGGUCAGCCAAGGGCAUCAACAGCAUUUGAUGACAGAAACAUUGUGAGAGCUGUGAAGAAACACCCAAAGAAAACAGUCAGUGACAUCACUGCCAACCUCCACACGGCAGGGGUGAAGGUAUCACAAUCCACUGUUCGAAGAAGACUUCGAGAGAAGAAAUCUACAGGCCAUACCACAAGAUGCAAACCACUCAUCAGCAAAAAGAAAUGGAAGGCCAGAUUGGAAUUUGCAAAGAAGUACAGAGCUGAGCCACAAAAGUUUUGGAACAAAGUUUUCUGGACUGAUGAGACCAAGAUUAACCUCUACCAAAGUGAUGGAAAGGCCAAAGUAUGAAGAAAGAAAGGCUCUGCUUAUGAUUCAAAACACACAAGCUCAUCUGUGAAGCAUGGUGGAGGUAAUGUCAUGACUUGGGUUUGCAUGGCUGCUUCUGGAACGGGAUCACUAGUCUUUAUUGAUGAUGUAACUCAUGAUGGUAGCAGCAGAAUUAAUUCUGAAGUCUACAAAACAAUUUUGUCUGGCAAUUUACAGAAAAAUGCAUCCAAACUAAUCGGGAGAAGUUUCAUCAUGCAACAAGACAAUGACCCAAAACACACUGCCAACACAACAAAAUUGAAGGUCUUAGUCAAUCACUGGACCUUAACCCAAUAGAGCAUGCAUUUUACCUCCUGAAGAGGAGACUGAAUGGAGAAACCCCCAGAAACAAACAAGAACUGAAAGAGGCUGCAGUAAAGGACUGGAAAAGCAUUUCAAAUGAAGAAUGCAACAGUCUGGUGAAGUCAGUGGUUCACAGGCUUGAUGCAUCUAUUGCAAGUAAGGGUUAUGCCACCAAAUAUUAACAUUUUCUUCACUUUAAAUUAAUUUAAUAAUGUCUGUUCCAAUACUUUUGCUCUCUUGAAAAGUUGGUGGCUUCAAACAAAAGGUGCUCUGUCCUGACUGGUUUCAGACAUCUAGAUGUAAAUACCAUGAAAUAAAAGCCUGAAUUCUGAACUUUUGUCU